Molecule: messenger RNA, 1009 nt
Organism: Cydia amplana
Lineage: Eukaryota; Metazoa; Arthropoda; Insecta; Lepidoptera; Tortricidae
Exons: 3
Coding region: 101-1009 (302 amino acids)
Source: RefSeq, a predicted model, not a curated record
CCAUUAUAUAAAAAAUAAUCUGACCAGUUAACAUAUAUAUCAACUGGACGAUAAUUACUCUCCAUUAGUCGGACCAAAUAGUCCAACGGAUAACGUCAAUAUGGAGAAAUCCUUGUGUGUGUUUCUUUUUUUGUGUAGUGCUUUAAUGGAAGUGCAAUGUUUAGAAUGCUACAUCUGUGAUAACUGCCCGAAAGCCAAACUAGAUGAAAUACAAACUUGUGGGCCUACUACAAUUUCUGAGCCAUCAACUACGACAACGGAAUCUCCAGCCACGACAACAGUGACGACAAAACUUCCAACCCCUUCUACAUCAACCACACUUAAACUUACAACAGAAACUAUACCGGAAUUUACGACUAUUUCCUCAACAAUUCCUACAGAAGCUAUAAUUACGUCCACGACAACGACAGAAGUUGCUACUACGACAAAAACAAGACCUACUUCCACAGAAUCUACAACUCCUACAGUAGCAUCCUCAACAGCUGCAUUGGAAACUACAAAUAUUCCAAUGAUAAGCCCCGCAGAUGAUAUAACCUCUUCUACAGUCACAACAAUAACCAUUUCUGGUUUUCCAAGCACCGGCACAGAAUCUCAACAAAUCACAACACCCACAGAGGCUGCAAUCACGUCAACAUUACUGACUACAACAACCAUAGCAGACCCUACAACAAGUUCUACAACGACUUCUGUGGCACACACAACACUUAAAGAAACAGUAUCCGAACCCAUAAUCAGUUCCAUAACAACAAAAGAUCUUGGUCUAACAGACAACAUAGUUUCAUUUAUUUCUACGUUCCCUACAACAACGGCAGUGCCUCUUGCAAGUUUUCCUGUAACAGAACCACAGACGUUUACAAUAUUACCUACUUUAACCGAACAGAAUAUGGAAUCUAUAACACAAAAUAUUCCAACACUGUCAUUGGCUGAACCUAUAGCAACAUUCACGACAGAACCUGCACCAAAGAUAUCUACUAUAGCUGUCGCAAUUUAUCCGGAGUCUACAUUCUAG